AUGAAAAAGAAUUUGAUUAUUGAAGUACUGGAAUAUGAACAGGAUGAUAGGGGUUAUGUGUUGGACUCCUUCAAAGAUAAAACAUUUAAAACAAUUUUAAGUAAAAACGAAAAUAAAAAUUGCUUUGAUUGUGGUAAUAAAAAUCCAAAAUGGUUAUCUUUGACUUUUGCCAUAUUUAUUUGCCUGAACUGUUCAGGUAAACAUAGACAAUUGGGAACACACAUAUCUUUUGUACGUUCAACUGGAAUGGAUAAAUUUACUGCAAAACAAUUAGUUAGGAUGUGUUUAGGAGGUAAUUUAAAAGCAAGUGAAUUUUUAAAAAAGAAUAAAGAUAGUAGCAUGUGUGAUUAUGCAUCACAUAAUUCAUUAAAAUAUAAAAUGUACUUGGACAAUUUAUUGGAAGAUACGUUAUUAAAAUAUAGCAAUGAAAAAAAUGUACAUACUGUGGAAUUAUGUAAUAACAAAAAUAGUAGCAAAAUUGACAAUAGUUAUAAUAGUGUUAAACCGAUAAUUAAUACAAACAAUUGUAGUAACAAAGCGCCAAUUGAUUUAAUUAAUGACGAUUUGAAUAAGGAGGACACUAUAAAUGAGCAAAAUGCAAAUGAUACGAAUAUAUUAAGUAACACUCUGCCAAAUACCAAGAGUGCAAGAAAGUCAGAUGUGAUGAGCAGUAAUAUGAAAACUCAUUUUAUGGAAGAAAAAGUAGUUUAUAAUAAUUGUAAUAAAAAUUUUAAAGCCAAAAAAAUUGAUAUAAAUUUUGACGACACAAUAUUCGAUGAUAAUGGAAUGAAUAAUAAUAUGCAAUAUGAAAAAAAUACCAUAGAAGGAAAAAAUAUGCAUAAUUUACAAAAUUCUCUUAAAAUAGGUGGUAAUGAUAGUAAAAUUAAUAAUUAUAACAAUUAUAAUAAUAUAGAAGGAAAAAAAGACAAAAAAGGAUACGACAACAGGUAUAAUUAUGGCGUGGAAGGCUAUCCACAUAGUUACUCUGUGGAAAAUAAAAAAGGAUUUGAUACGUACAAUAAAAUGAACAGCGGUAAAAAUAAUAAUAGUAGUAGUAGCAGCAGCUAUUUUAAUAAUAAUAACAAUUUAAAUAUUACAAGUGAUGCAAAGUUAAAUAAAUUUAAAGACUGCAAAAGCAUACGCUCAGAUCAAUAUUUUUAUGACGAAAAUCAACAGAAUGAGGAUCAUGUUGUGCGAAAUGUUCAUAUAGCAAAUAGCAUAUCGUCAGAUCAAUAUUUUAAUAAGAAUGUUAAUAAUAGAAAAGGAGUAUGGAAUUUGGAUGAACAAACAAUUCAGAACUUACAAGGUUUAAAAGUAACAGCAAGGGAAGGCUUAUCAAAUAUCGUUGCUGCUGGCAAUGAAGUGUUUUUGAAAGCUAAGGAGUGGUUUAACAAUUAG
Molecule: messenger RNA, 1398 nt
Organism: Plasmodium malariae
Lineage: Eukaryota; Apicomplexa; Aconoidasida; Haemosporida; Plasmodiidae
Product: GTPase-activating protein, putative
Exons: 1
Coding region: 1-1398 (465 amino acids)
Biological process (GO): COPI coating of Golgi vesicle
Molecular function (GO): GTPase activator activity
Source: RefSeq, a predicted model, not a curated record